UUCGAUAAAACCUACGGAGCUUCGCUUCUAGCUUCCAGGUUGCUUGAUAGCUUUAUUCGGCAAAACUUUGAACCUCGUUCGUAUUUCAACAACCUGCACAGCAUUGCAAUGGACUCUGAAGAUGGAAGCAGUUUUCAGGUCGACCCUAGCGUGACCAAGGCAUUACCAGAAGGAUGCCGGGUGACUUCAACAGAACAACACGGAGUCAGCUUCUGGGCUAGCACAAGCCGAAUCGAUGUCGAAUUGUCAAAUGGCACUCAAGAAGCAUAUUUCGUCAAAGUAAUGCAAGGGGAAACAGGCAAAAAUAUGCUGCACAGCGAGUUCGAAUCCAUGCAAGCCAUCUACACCCUACUCCCGGACUUCUCGCCCAAACCAAUAGCCUGGGGAUCAUACGCAGAAACCGAAGACACACACUUCAUCAUCAUGGAGUUCCGCGACAUGAUCCUAGAAAUGCCAGAUCCAGACAAAUUCGCCGCUCGACUGUCAGAUCUACAUCACAACAGCAAAUCCCCCAAUGGCAAAUUUCGCUUUCACGUCACUACCUAUCCCGGUAAUCUGCCGCAGUACUCAGAUUGGGAAGACAAAUGGGAGACCUUCUUUGCCAAAGCAAUGAGGCAGGCUCUCGAUCUCGAGAUCGCCGCAAAAGGCUACGAUCCCGAAUUCGAUGAACUUAUUCCCGCCCUAUUCGACACAAUCAUCCCACGCUUGCUACGACCACUCGAAAGCGACGGUAGAUCCGUGAAACCUUCAUUAGUCCAUGGCGAUCUGUGGUAUGCCAAUUCGGGAAUCGACAGCAACACAGGGGAACCCAUCGUCUUCGAUGCUUGUUCAUUCUACGCUCAUAACGAGUAUGAAUUCGGGCAGUGGAGACCUGUGUGUAAUCGAUUCGGCGACGAGUAUGUUCAGGCUUACUUCAAAAACGUUCAAGUGUCGGCUCUUGAGGAGGAUUAUGAUGGAAGAGUGGAUCUGUACAAAUUAAAGUUUAACACGCAUAUUUCGGCAUUGUUCUUUGAUAAUCCUACGCUACGUGAGCAAAUGUUAGGUGAUUUGAGGGAUUUGAAGGCGAGAUAUGGCUGAUCAACUGAGCGGAGAAUAGCACAGCCGCUCGAGCGCCUGCUCUGUUUGCGUAUGGUAUGAAUGAUGUGGUGUCGCUGUUUACACCACUGGGUUCAGCCUCUUUGAGGUUUCCAAAUCACUCGCCACAACCGUAAUCAUGCUGCCUUCCAACGCCGUAGAAUC
Molecule: messenger RNA, 1239 nt
Organism: Cercospora beticola
Lineage: Eukaryota; Fungi; Ascomycota; Dothideomycetes; Mycosphaerellales; Mycosphaerellaceae
Source: RefSeq, a predicted model, not a curated record